Magallana angulata is the source of this 1398-nucleotide messenger RNA. RefSeq lists its product as uncharacterized. Gene Ontology annotation, molecular function: protein binding. Bases 1 to 1398 code for a protein of 465 amino acids. Lineage: Eukaryota; Metazoa; Mollusca; Bivalvia; Ostreida; Ostreidae. The transcript has a single exon. The record is from RefSeq and is a predicted model, not a curated record.
AUGAAAAGCAUUGACAAAAACAAAGAAGACAUUAGACUAGAUAAACAAGAACUAGAAAAUUUCAUUUAUCAUAAAUACCAAGAGAUUGCAUCCAUUAUCCGAUUGAAGAAAAAUGCUUUUGAUAAAAACUCAAAGAAAUUGGCAACAGAAAUCGAAAAUCAUGGAGAAGUCUGGCACAGAGAGAUAGACGACAUUUUACAGAUUUUUAAAUCUGAACUUGAAAAAAUUGACUCAAAACACCUGGAUGUCUUAAAUAAAGAGGAAGAUAAAAUUAGACGUACUCUUUCUGAAAUCACACAGAGCAUUUAUGAUCUGAAGAAGUUACUAGACUCCAAUGAUGUCAGCCUUGUAUAUGCCUACAAAUCCAGGAAUGCUGAAUUUAGAAGAUUGCCUCCCAAACUCACAGUUUCCUUACCAAGGUUUACCCCUCAAAGGAUAAACAAAGAACAGCUCUAUAAACAGUUUGGUUCUCUGUCAGCGUUAUCAAUCAAAAAAGAAAAACACGGCUACACAUCGAAAUCUCUCGAUUCUCCCUCUUCUCCCCCGGACAGACCCCGACCGCUCAUUGCUGUACCUCGGAUCAUCACACAGAUAAACACCGAGUAUAGAUAUUCACCCUCUAAAAAUCACAAUCCAUUACACAGUGUAUCCUGUCUGAGUGAUGAAGAUAUAUGGUUAUCUGGUUCUGACAACAUCAUGAGACUCUACCACCUUCGAGGGAAACUAGUAAAGUCAGUCCAAACCAUGUCAGGAAAUGAUCCAUGGGACAUAGCAGUGACACUGAGUGGGGAUUUAGUUUAUACUGAUGUCAAUGAAAGAACCGUGAACAAAGUGAAGAAUACACAGAUAGAGACAGUUAUCGGACUUUGGGGAUGGAAACCUCGUAAUGUUUGUAGCACGUCCUCGCAUGGUCUUCUGGUUGUCAUGGACAGUGAUAUUGAUAUGCAAACAAAAGUUGUGUGUUACUCUGGCUCCACAUUUACAGAGCAACAAAGUUUUCAGUACGAUGACAAAGGACAACCUCUCUAUUCGUCUGGUGGUGACAUCAAAUAUAUAAGUGAGAACAGGAACCUAGAUAUUUGUGUGUCAGACUAUAGAGCCGACGCAGUAGUGGUGGUCAAUCGGGCCGGCAAACUCAGGUUUACCUACACUGGUCCUCCCUCUACUACCAAGAGAUCAUUUAGUCCACACGGCAUUGCAACAGACAGCCAGGGUCGGAUCCUGACGGCAGACUUUAACAACCAUAGUAUCCAUAUUCUGGAUCAGGACGGACAGUUUCUCCGCUGCAUUGAGAAGUGUGACAUAUGCGGUCCAUGGGGUUUGUGUGUAGACACCAGAGACAACCUCUUUGUGGCUGAUUACAAAACAGGUAAAGUGAAACAAAUACAAUAUGUCUAA